AACAAAGCAAAAUCUUGAACAAAAACGCACUUUGAACUCCAUCCUCGUUUAUUGUGCUUCUUUGAUAGUGACAUUGCGAUCGAGCCCGGUGAGAGUUUCCUCGGAGACCGCCAAAAUGGAUCUGGAGGAGGAUUAUCUGGACCUGUUGGCUUACAAGUCCUGGAAGAUUCGAAACAACAGGGCCGUGCCGUCGACUGUGCUCCAAGCAGGAUAUCAGGUGCCGCCGCCGUUCUCGAAAGACUCUCCAGACAAAGAUGGCCAAAAUUACGUUCUAAUGUUCUACGUGCUGUGGGGCGACGGCGAUUUAGUGAAAAAAAGCCUUUACACGAAACUGUUCUCCACAAUGCAGCAUUUCUUCGCUUUUUAUCUUCCAUUGAGAACUCAUGAGGUUCAUGAUCCACGUCGUUUGAAUGCUGAAAAUGAUAUUUUGGAAAAGAGUGAUGGCAAGAGUAUUGAGGAAGUCGCGGAUUUCCUUUCACACUGCCACACAUUGCCCAGAAUUUUGGCUCACUUGCUGGCGGAAGUGGAGACAGCCAGGGAUUUUGAUUUGAACAUGUACAGGAGUAAAAUACAGCAGAUAAACAGCAGAGAACUUCCUGGUCGUGAGUUCCUCUUCAGCCCUUGGGUGCUUCUGCAGCUUCCUUUUGAACCUGUCAUUUUCCACCAGUGGCUGGCCCUGGCGUUGCUCGAGACAUUCAAGGUCCACGCAGCCCUGGCGCCGCUCACCAUCGUCCACCUGACCAAGGAAAGCCAGCAGCUUGUGUCAUCGGUGACGAAAUUGGCCGUCGACCUGGCCCUCAAUGUUCAACACUGUUUUGAUCACCUGGCCAUGAGCUUCCAGAAAAACCCUGAGGAGAAAAAGGGUGUGAGUGACGUCUUCAAGUUACGAGUGCCCAAAAUCUUGUCGGCCCUGGAGUUCUUUUCGACUGAAACUCUGAAGGUGCUGCAGGAAUUCGGCGUCCUCUGCAGACCCUCUCUGAACAACCUGGUGCCCAACGAGUGCCGCUUUGCCCUGGAAGAGUCCUGGUCCAACUUCAGCAACAUGUACUCGUUCCGGUUUUGGGCCCAUUGCGCAGAUCUGCGCCAGCUUUUCGAGUCCGGAGUCUCUGGACCGAAGCCACCAGACAAAAUGGAUGACGUCCCACCAAUUCGAAAAGACAAGCACUUCAAGCAGUUCCUGAUGAAAGACCUUUUUAACGUUUGCUACAACUAUGGUCUGCAAAUUCUUCUGCCUGCCCAUCUGGUGUCUGAAUUUGUCUCCAAAGAUUUUUGGGUGACCCUUCGAGAAUCGGAGGCUGCGGUGUUUCUGAAGCUCCUAUUUCAUCAACUCAUUCACUUCAAAACAAUUGAGAUGCGCAUGAGGGGUCUUGCUAAGAAUGAUGGGCCCAGUGUUUUCACGGAAAAUUUGAUUCAACACGCAGUUUUAAAAAUGAAAAUUGUUAUGUCAAAAGUAACAACUGUGCUUCUCGACAUCCUUCUUUGCCAAAAGCAGGCACAAAACAUUCAAAAAAACCUUUCUACAGUGUCAAUCUACGUCAGUCCAAAGAGGUCUCCUGUCAACGUCAAGAAAGUGGAUGACCCUUUCAUCAAAGUUGAACAGGACAUCAGGCACAAGAUCAAGAGGGCCAAGAAGAGUAGCCGCUACUGGCUGUACUUCAACAUUUUCUACCGCCUCCGAAAAUUUGGACUCAAAGAUCAAUCUGCUGAUGCUAAAUUAACUGACAAUUUGGCGCAGACGGUUUUGAAAAUGUACACCGAUGAGUUUGAAUUGGACGACCGUAUGGUGCAUCUCGAGCGGCAAAUGCUGCACUACAUUGGACCAUGUUUGCUCGCCCUUGUGAAGAAAGUGAUGGAGACCAACCCUGGUAUGAGAGAUUUCCUGAUUACUUUCACCUCCGUCUUCCUCGACUCCUUCGAGCGGCAGCCCUUUGUGCUUCCAAAAGGGUACAUCCCAAAGAGCUCCUUCCUGCAGCAACAGGUUCUCCAAGUUUUCUACAAAAAUGCAAGCCAGGGUUUCACCAGGACUGUGGACUUUCAGUUCAACUCCUCGACUUCUUUCGGCUCUCUGUUGAUCUCUGGUCUCAAAGUGUUCCUGAAGGCCUUAAACCCAGCCUCUGCAGGAAAACCAUUCCCGGUCUACCGCAGUGGUCUAGACACACCUUCCUCAACCGCAUUGAAAAUGCCCUGCAAGUGGCUCAGGGUAGUGCAAACUACAACCUUCCACGCAUGGAGACCUUCGUGAAGACUGUU
Molecule: messenger RNA, 2250 nt
Organism: Neocloeon triangulifer
Lineage: Eukaryota; Metazoa; Arthropoda; Insecta; Ephemeroptera; Baetidae
Exons: 5
Coding region: 116-2242 (708 amino acids)
Source: RefSeq, a predicted model, not a curated record